AUGUCUGAUUGGGUGUCUACGUUUCCAGGUUAUAAACAGGUGUUAUUAACUUGCAAGAAAAUGCUUGGUAGGAUUAUAAUGACUGGUCCAGUGCCUCAGCAUGUGGGUAUAAUCAUGGACGGAAACAGAAGAUACGCUAAAACACACAAAAUAGAAAUCAAGGAAGGUCACAGCUUGGGGUUUGAUACCAUGGCAAGCAUACUAGAAUUAUUAUAUGAACUGGGUGUCAAAUGUGCCACUGUAUACGCAUUUUCAAUCGAAAACUUCAAGAGACUGCAGUACGAAGUCAAAUGGUUAAUGGAGUUAGCCAAAUCAAAGUUUACACAAAUAAACCAGCAUGGAUUGUUGUGUGAGGAGUAUGGAGUUAAAAUCAGAAUAUUAGGAAAUACUAAACUUUUACCAAGAGAUGUAUUGGAAAUUCUCGAAAAGACAGAGGAAAUAACGAAAAACAAUACUCGUGCCGUGUUGAAUGUUUGCUUCCCAUAUACAUCAAGAGACGAAAUAACCCAUCUGAUCAAGUCAGUGGUUGAUGAAGCGACCAAAGGUGGUAUUGACAUAACAGAAGAGGCUAUUGACAGGCACCUUUAUACGAAAGAUGUACCACCCUUGGAUUUAUUAGUAAGAACAUCAGGGACAUUUAGGCUUUCUGACUUUCUUUUAUGGCAAACAGUGUCGCCAGAAUGUGCCGUUGUGUUUGUCGAUAAAUUAUGGCCGGCAUUCAAGCCAUGGGAUAUGCUCAAAAUAUUGCUUAACUGGGGGUUUAACAAAUACAUGUAUGGUAAUCCAAAUGGGUAUGGGGUUAGUAGUAAUUUGGUAGUGAAAACCCCGGUAGACGGAGAAUUAAUAAAUACCCCAAAAUCCACCACAGGACUCGACAGGUACCUGGAGGAUGAGGAGACAGAAGUUAGUAGUAACAAUUUGGGGACAGAAGAGGAUACAGUGACAUCAGAGGAAGAAGACAGCGAAGGUAUAGUCAAAAAGCAAUAG
Molecule: messenger RNA, 987 nt
Organism: Candida albicans SC5314
Lineage: Eukaryota; Fungi; Ascomycota; Pichiomycetes; Serinales; Debaryomycetaceae
Gene: RER2
Product: ditrans,polycis-polyprenyl diphosphate synthase
Exons: 1
Coding region: 1-987 (328 amino acids)
Cellular component (GO): membrane; lipid droplet; endoplasmic reticulum
Molecular function (GO): ditrans,polycis-polyprenyl diphosphate synthase [(2E,6E)-farnesyl diphosphate specific] activity
Source: RefSeq, a predicted model, not a curated record